AUGAGCACCUUUGGCAGCCCCGGCGGACGCACCACCGUCCAGAAGCCCAUCCCUCCCGAGCGUGGCUCUUUCCCGCUGGACCACGAAGGCGAGUGCAAGCCCAUUAUGGCACAGUAUCUGCGCUGCCUGCGCCAGCACCGUGGCACCAAUGAUCCGGAAUGCCGCCUGCUCUCCAAGUCCUAUCUCAAGUGUCGCAUGGAGCGCAACCUCAUGGCACCGGAUGAAAUGAAAAAUCUUGGCUUCUCCGACGACAACGACACAAGCAGCGCGUCAGCC
Molecule: messenger RNA, 276 nt
Organism: Aplosporella prunicola CBS 121167
Lineage: Eukaryota; Fungi; Ascomycota; Dothideomycetes; Botryosphaeriales; Aplosporellaceae
Exons: 4
Biological process (GO): mitochondrial respiratory chain complex IV assembly
Cellular component (GO): mitochondrial intermembrane space
Source: RefSeq, a predicted model, not a curated record